CAGCCUUGGGUAAUAUAUCAUCCCCGUACACCGGGAAGCUGGACUCGAUACUGUGUAAGCUGUCAGUGGCCCUUAUAAACCCAACAAGAACAAGAAGCACCAUGUGUUUUGUCCUUCCCAAUUUCAACUUACAUUUUCAGUCUUAAAGUCCAUAAAAGUGAAAAAGUAUUCCUAUCUAUGAAAAAUGGCAACUUCAUUAGAAGCACAACUAAAGAAGCUAGCAGCUCCACAGACAUCUAUAUUGGACUAUAAAAGAAUACGAAGAUCUAUUCUCUUUGAUCCAUCAGAGGCUGCUAAGUAUGGCAGAGAUACAUAUUUUGAUAUUGGCAAGAAUGGCUUUGAAGAGCUGGUAGAGACUAACAGGGAUUUUCUUGAAUUUGAAAAUUCACUGUUUGGGAAGACAGCAAAGGAUGUUCAACGUGCAGUGAAAGACAGAUCUGCCAAUACGUUGCUUGAUAAGUCCAUUGAACAGUUUCUUCUCCUGUUGUCUCCAUAUUUAGAGAAACAGGCUGCUCUACAGGCACUUGAAUGGCUGGUGUACAGAUUUAUGGUUGGUGAUAUGAAUAAAAAUGCUCUGUUGAUGUGCAUAUUCCCCUACUAUGAAUCUGCUUUGUUUAUCCGAAUACUUCAAAUUAUUGAUGUUCACGAUGAAACAAGUGAAUGGUAUUGGUUAAGAGGAGCUCAGAAGAAAGGCCGACCAAUACCUAAGCAGACUGUGUUUACUCACUGGAACCACGAUCAAGGCUUCAGAGGAUUCUUGGCAGAAUAUUUGAGAAAGAUGCUAAAGGUGCACAAGAAUGAAAGCAACUUAAAGAUUGCUAUUUCUUUCUAUGUAUCGACUGUAGUUGGGGGACUGUGCCUACUUCCGGAGGUGAAGGAAGAGCACUUGUCUUGCAUUGCAACAUUAAUGCCAAAAUGCUUGGCCUCACAAGGUGAAAUGGUGGCAGGAACUUACUUAAUAAUUGCUAAGUUGUCGGUCAAGACAAAGCUCUCUCAAGAUUUCAUCAACAACAUUUUAAAGAAAAUCAUUCAGCAAAAUGAUCCACCUGAAUCGUUAAGGGAGCAGUGCGUUCUCUGCUUGUUAGCUUUAACACACCAUCAGAAGAUAGAGGUUUUCAGCAAUGAUAUAAUAAAGGCCCUUGAAGAAAAAACCUUCAUUAUUGAACAAAUUGAAGGGCUCGCCAAGACAAAGAGUGUUGCAUCCUUCCUGUCUCCUUAUAUUUCAGGCUAUAUAAGGUGGCUUUUUAGUGAUUCCUGCACAUUUAAGGACCAGAAAAAAUCUAAGAAAUUUGCAAGACUCGUUCAUUGGCUGGAAUCCACACCACUGUCAUCUUCAGAUUCUUUAAAAAUCAUUUGGUCCUUGUUUGAGGCUGUGAAAAACAAUUACCAAGCUUUAGUAUCUUUGAAAUCACUAAAACUUGCAAGAGCAUUGGGUGGGCUAGAGGCAAGCCACCCACAAGGACACAGUCAGGCUAUGGCUCGUAUGGUGAACUUGGAUAACAACUCAUCAACUGGGAAGAAAUAUGAGGCGAUAAUAAAAGAAGUGAUGACAGACCAGAGUGGAAGCACACACUUCAUACAUUUGGUUCAUCCUGAUAAUGACAUUCGACUAGCUGCUGUCAAGAACUUCGUGGAAAUGGUUUCCAAGGAACGUGAGAAAGAUGCCAACACGAUCAAGAUGCAUCUUAAAAACAUGCUGAUAGAUGAAUUCCCUCCUAUUGUUUUAGAAGCAUUAACUCUUGUAAAGGGCCUAAGAAUGCUAGAUACUUCAUAUGUAGUAAAUGAAUGCCGGAAUCUUAUGGCUAAAUCAAAAGAUAAAAUAAAUAAAUGGAGAAAGGUCAAGUUGGCAUGCAUAAAAGUAAUCACACAAGAUCUAGUUGAUUUGUAUGAUGAAAGUCUGCAAAUAAGUGUACUGUACCUAUGCUUGCCCUAUGUACUUUUUCCAAAAAAUCAGUUAGACAUUACAGCAACUAAAAUUGUCUUAGAAUCAAACAUGGCAAAGAAAAAUACUCUUUUAAUUGCCUUGUCCUGUGAAGUGAAAUCUUUCUUAUGUGAUAACAAUUCUUGUGAACCCAUGGAUUAUUCUAAAAAAGUUUGGGGAUUACUGCCCAACAUUUUAAAUACAUUAUCCAAGGAAGAUUAUAUAGCCUUAUGGAAUCAUGCUGAAAAACAGCUUGGGUCAGAAGACUGCAUGUUAUCUCAUUUUAUGUCCAUGAUUUUGUUGUACUGUGGUCUGAGCAACAGAAAGACUGAUGACAUCCUUCAGUUGAAGAGAGCAAAUAGGCUUCUUGAUGCUUGUCUGAUUAGUUUUGAUAUGUUCAAGUGCUCUGUGAAGGAGGAAAGUCAUACUUUGGAUGCACUCUCUCCAAAUCAUAUUAAAAAACUCUUAGAGCAAGUAACAAGUGGGUCGCUGUCAGUCUCCUUUCUCGCACUGUGUAUGAAGCAGGCUCUUGAACUCUUCAGGCUCCCAGAAUGCUGCAAAUCAUCACCUUACUGGAGUUCUUACAUGGAGGAGUCAGAUGGUGAAGGGCAUUUAAUGAUUUUGAUAAAGGCACUGAAGGGAGCAGUUCAGCUUGAGAGAUAUGGAAAACUGGGAACUACUCUGAGAAACUCCAUUAUUACCACAGUUCUCAAGAAUUGCUUGGAUACUUCUGAGAGAAGAUAUUAUUUUCUAGCCAUCAUGUGGGGCUGGCAUCCAUCACUAAAUUUCUCUAAUGUGAUAGAUGAAACUUUACAGGCUUGGACAUUAAAUCUAGGUUCAGCACUUCUAGGCUCUCAGUCUGCUAGCCUUGCAUGGGCUCUUGGCACCAGCCAGCCAAUAGUUCCAGCCCUAAUUUCUGCUCUAAUGCACGAUAGUAAAGUGGUGCGGCAAGGAGCCAUUGAUUGUAUUAAUAAACUUGGAGGAAUAAUUGGUGGUAGGCUUUCUAAAGACAACCACAGCCUGCUGAUAGAAGCCAUAACUGCACGAGCCGAAGAAGUCAUUGAAGAUAAAAGCCAUGUUUCCUCAGUGCUGUCCGAAUUUGGGGAGACACAAAAUUCAAAGAGUACGCAAGUUACUAAGGCUCUGGUUGAUACUGUCAUAUCUAAAAGUGUACCAAUGCAUCUGAAAAGAGCACUUCUCUUUGUUCUCAGUCAUGUGAUGAAUUCUGACAUCCUCAGCAGUUUACUACCUGUGGCAGAAAGCAUUAUGAAACAAGUCCUCAAUUUGAAAGAAGAUUCCAAGCUUGAUUAUGUCACCUCAUUUUCACUCUAUUACAUUUUGCUUCACUUCACUCCCAGCGCUUCAGAGGUUUUGGAAAGUAAAGAUGGAUGGGAGUUCUUCCUCAAGGUUAUCACAUGUUCAAGACAAGUUCUAGACUUCUCUCAAGAUGCUGUUUAUGAAGGUUUUGUUUCACCACAAAGCAUCUUGAUGAAUCAGGUUAUGACUCGUAAGUUCUUGACAAGCAUCAGGAGUGAAGAGGUGCAAUCUAAACUAUGGAGUGUCCUCAUUAGCCGUGUUGUGGAUUCUGAAAAUCCCAGCGAGGCUGCUCAGCUUCGUAAGGGUCUUAGAAAAGUCAGCUUGGAUUCAGGUGUUAUCAUCAAGCAGAUAGAGAACUUAAAUCUGUCUGAUAAAGUAACAUCUAUAAAGGCAGCUCAAGCCAGGAGAAAAAAACAAAAGGAAUCCGAGACUCUCAAUAACCAACUCACGGCCUGGAAGAAACUUGGCUUGAUGUUGGAGACUAUUGGUGUGAUGGCUUCAUUAGGUCGACCAUGGUUGUUGGUCGGCCCUCUGUGCCAGUGCCUACAGUGUACUCUAACUCUUGACACAGUCAUUACUGAAUUGUUGCAACAGCAGAUACUUUCUGCAAUAUUACACCUGCUGCAGAAGUCUGUAGAAGAAUUGGGAGAGGAUGUGAACAAAGAAAUGCAGUUGAAUAUUGAACUGAUUGUUCAGUGCAUUCGUUCAUCUGUGAAUUCUGAUACACACCGACGUGCAAUGCUCAUUCUUGCUUUGGCAGCCAAAAUUUCGCCAGAAGUGGUGAUGCACAAUAUGAUGUCCAUCUUUACAUUCAUGGGCACUUCUCUUCUGAGACGCGAUGACUCUUAUUCCUUCCAGGUUAUACACCAGACUAUCCAGAGCAUUGUACCAGUGCUCAUUAAGUGUGAAACUGAAGAAAAAAUCUUGGUCAAACUUGCGCAAGUUUGUCAGGUGUUUGUGGAUGUUCUGCCAGAUAUUCCAGAGCAUCGCCGCUUGUCACUCUUCACACAACUUGCUUCCACUAUUGAUGCAAAUAAAAACUUGUGGAUUAUCUUGGCUCUUGUGGCUGAUUCCCAUGUUAUGAGAGGAAGUUUAAAUGAUGGGUCUGGCAUGAAAGAGGAAGAUAGACGUGGCAUUCCUCGUGACAUCCAGUUUACUCUCACACUGUGUAGCCAAUUCCCAGUAGUGGCUCAGGUGUUCGCUUGUUGCCAGCUGAUGGAGCAUAUCAGUAGCUUGCCUGAGGAGAAAGAGGAGACAACAGGCCAGGAAAGGUCAAGAGAAAAGUAUUCUCAGAUAGAUCAAGAGAUUAUAUGCUGGAGUGUACAUUCUGCUAGACAAUUGUGUCAUUUCAAGUACACAACUGCUGGUCUCAUAGCACUUCUUUUAUCAUCAGAAGAAUAUGUUAGACAGGCAUGUGAGGCCAGUGAACAAGUUGAAGAACUACAGGACCUCUACAGGCAGCUUUUGGAAAAAGCCUUGUGGUACCUGGAUAGUGUAAGUCUGUUGUGUGAUCAACACAAGGAUAAGCCAGGAGGUCGUUUGUUUUUGUCUCUGCAGCGAAAGGUUGUAGAUGUUGUAGAUAGUAUAAAUGCACUACUACCACCAAGCAUGUUAAUAGAAGUUGCAAAGAAACUUGUGAAUUCUCAACUGCCACUUGUUCGUUGCAGAGCAAUGGAAAUUCUUUGUGCUAAACUUCAGCCCAAUGCUAAUUUCUUCAGCAAAGAAAAUGUAAAAAGUUUAGAACCUUUCAUGGCAAUUUUGCUUAAGAGGGCACGGAAAAGUAAGGAACCAUCAGAUAACAGACAGACUGCUCUCUUUACUUUACAUUUACUUACAAAAUUUAUGGCACCUCAAGUUUCCAAUGAAGUGGUUCUACCAGUUUUAUCUGCAGCAGUGGACCUCAUCUGCAAAGAUACUACAGAGACGAAACUUGUAAUACAGGCACUGUUGGUGGUGUCGGAGUCUGUUGUUGCUCUUAAGGCUCAUGCUGUCAUUCAUUUAGGACAAAUCAUGCCUGCCAUUAUUAAAUUUUGGAAUGAGGACCAAGCUUCAGACCACUUGCUUUUGGCAACUGUCACAGCAACACACAAGCUGCUUGAGAAUGUGCCACAGUUUCUUUCACCAUAUCUAGAGCCACUGGUGUGUUGUGUGUGCUGCCUCUCUUCUCGUAAGGAAAAUGGUUCUGUUAAAGAAUCUCGGCUUAUUAUGAGGCUAAGCAUAGUCCAAGACACAUUGGUCAAACAUGUCGAGCCUCGGGUGCUCAUUCCUAUGAUGAUGGAGGCAUAUAAGACAUUGUCUAAAAUAGAUGUCACAGCCUUGCAGACUUUCAUGGCUUUGGUAGACACACUUAUUACUCACGUUGACGGAAAAACUCUGACAAGCCACAAGCCUGCACUGCUUAGUCUUUUCACAGAAGCAAUGGACCUUAGAACACAAAAGGGUAAUUCUGAAGUUGUUGGUGCAGUUGAGUUGGACAUAUCACGUGCCUUGAGCAAAUUACUUCUGCGCCUCAAUGAGUAUGAUAAUAUUGCCAUUUUCCUCUCACUUCAAAACUGGGCUGCUGAUGCUGCUGAAGAUAAGCCAUCUAGGCUAAUUACAUUCUAUAGGUUUAGUGAUUACUUGGCUGGAACAUUCAAAGUGCUGUUUAUCAAAGCCAAGCUAGCAGAUAGCUUGUUUAGUCAUGCUGCAAGCCUUCUUGAAGCCAACAACUCAUUUAACCAGCAAAACACAGUAUUUGGCUCUGGAGCUGAAGCAGAAAGGCAAACUUCAUGUCUGCUUGAAGCUGUUUUGGACACACUUACCAAGAUCUUUCUUUAUGACUCUGUUAAUUUUACCAACCAAGAAAGAUUUCAACUGAUGGUCAAACCUUUAACUGAUCAGUUGGAAAAUACCAUUGGUGGUAUGAUAGCCUAUGAAGGUCGCAUCAGGAAUCACUUAAUUCCAUGCCUCGUUAAGUUUACCAUUGCUGUUGGAGAUGACUCUCUUUGGAAGACGCUAAACCGGCAGAUUCUUCUUAGGGUCAGAAAUGAUGACCAGCCUAAGGUGAUUCUGGCAGCAUUGCAAACUUUCCAGGCACUAAUGGAGACACUGGGAGAAGACUUCUUGCAGCCUGUACUAGCAGACACAAUGCCUUACAUCACAGAGGUUCUUGAAAGUCUAGAUACUGAUAUUGAGGCUUUCACUAGAGAAAUAUUCACAAAGAUGGAAGGAAUACUUGGUGAUAAUUUGAGAGCUUAUUUGGGUUAAUGAAUACAUUAGUGUUAUCCAUAUUUAUUUAAAUUAAAUAUCUGUAAUUUCAAGGAGAAAUUUAAUACAGUUAAAUCACAUUUUGAUCAGAUCUUAAGUAGUGUAUUAUAUUGGUUACUAGUUACUACUUCUCCACCACUUCUUCACUUGUUUGCAUCUUUUAUAGGUUCAUCUUUAGGAAUCUUAGCCAGACAUUUUGACUGUUUAAGGGAGUCGUUUGGGCCAAAAAAUGUAUUAAAUAAAAAUAAUUCCAA
This is a messenger RNA of Cherax quadricarinatus, 6738 nucleotides long. The record is from RefSeq and is a predicted model, not a curated record. NCBI's taxonomy places the organism in Eukaryota, Metazoa, Arthropoda, Malacostraca, Decapoda, Parastacidae.